Molecule: messenger RNA, 1134 nt
Organism: Penaeus vannamei (Pacific white shrimp)
Lineage: Eukaryota; Metazoa; Arthropoda; Malacostraca; Decapoda; Penaeidae
Source: RefSeq, a predicted model, not a curated record
UCCUGGCUCGUCCUUAGUGCCGUGGGGACGCUUGUGGGGGAAGGACCUGCCGCUCCGUGGACUGAAAGCUCAUAUUCCCGAAAGAGCAACCGCAUGGCCGCACAUAAUGUUGACGCCUGUGACUGAGGCUGCCGGGAUGUGAAAAGAAAAGAAAACGAAAGUGGAAUCGAUGAUAAUAAUAAGAAUGCGUUGAGUGAAGCGUGGAUGUGCUUAUCAAGUGUGAGAUACGAAGUUGCCAUGCCCUUCAAGGAUGUGCGGCUGGGCGUGGAGCUGUGGGAAGUGGGCGAGCCGCUGGGUCGUGCUGCCGGGGAUCCAGGCGGCGAGGGCGUAGGGGGCGCCUUGAGCCCCCCGGGUGAUUCCCAGGGGGGUCCAGGCGGGCCCGGAACUACCCGCAGUGACUCCUCGCGCAGCGACACCUCGUCCUCAGGAGCUUCGUCUUCGUGCUGCUCCUCCUCGGGCGGCCCCCGUCGACCCUGCCUGCACGCGGCCCUUUCCGACCCUGGCUACGAGUCGGCGCACCUCCCCGACGACGACCGCGACGACCCCGAGCACUCGCGGCGGCAGCAGCUCUGCCACAGUGGGGGGGGCAUGUCCCUGCGGGAGCGCUGCGAGGGGCGCGAUGGCUCCCCGCUGCACCAGGGCCUCACGCGCUCGCGCUCCUUCGGCGGCCUCCUGAGCCACCGCAGGUCGGGCUCCGAGGCGGGCUCCCCGCAGCAGACGCUGGGCGGGCGGGAUGGGCGGGGCGCGGGCGUGCUGGGGCAGGCCGUGUCAUCGCCCCGGGACGUGCGCCGCGUCCUGUCGCUCCCGCCGCACGUCAAGGUGCCCAAGUCGCCGCGGCCGGAACGCGCGGCGCAGAUCAGCGCGAGCGUGGCCGCCGGCCUUCGGGAGUGCGUGUCCGUCACCCGGCAGGACCUCGACUCCCUCCGGCAGACACAGCAGGAUUCGCAGCUGCAGCAGGUAAGGACCCCCCUGCCCGGUGUUACGUUCCCUUUCGCUCAUCUGUCACAUCCCCAAACCUAUCACGUCAUGACUCGCGAAGCUGUUCUGUCUUCAACUGUCAGUAUUUUGCGCCCCUCAACAGCUGCCCCUCCCCGUAUGCGAGGCUAUCAUGUAACGUAACAGUUGUUGGGUCGU